AUGAACGAGACACCUCUUGGGGCCAAAUGUUCCUUGAAGGAGCUGGUGGGAAGUAAUCCUCCGCAAAGAAACUGGAAAGGAAUUGCAAUUGCUCUACUUGUGAUUCUGGUGAUCUGCUCCUUGAUUGUCACUUCUGUUAUCCUGCUGACACCAGUUGAAGAUAAUAGCCAGUCUCAGAAGAAGAAAAUUACAGUGGAAGAUCUAUUCAGCGAAGAUUUCAAAAUUCAUGACCCAGAGGCUAAAUGGAUAAGUGAUACAGAAUUCAUUUAUAGAGACCGGAAUGGCUCAGUGAUAGUGCACAAUGUGGAAACAAACCAUUCAACAGUUUUAAUAGAAAACAAAAUCAUUGUUUCUAUAAAAGCUAUUAAAUACGAAGUUUCACCAGAUAGAGAGUAUGGACUCUUUGCCUAUGACAUUGUGCCGAUGUACCGGUAUUCAUACACUGCUUUUUAUGUCCUCAGAAAGCUGCCUAAUGGGGAGCCUCAAAAUCUCUACCCUCCCGAGGUUAGCAAUGCAAAGCUCCAAUUUGCGGGAUGGGGACCCAAAGGCCAGCAGCUGAUAUUUAUAUUUGAAAACAACAUCUACUAUUGUGCCCAUAUCGGGAAACAAGCAAUCCGUGUCGUCUCCACUGGAAAGGACAAAGUGAUUUUUAACGGACUCAGCGAUUGGCUGUAUGAAGAAGAGAUCCUGAAAAGCCAGAUUGCUCACUGGUGGUCUCCUGAUGGCACAAGAUUAGCCUAUGCAACUAUUAAUGACUCCCGGGUCCCAUUAAUGGAGAUACCCACAUUCACCGGAAGCCUUUACCCGAAAGCGGAAACUUAUCACUACCCAAAGGUCGGGACAGAAAAUCCAAGCAUUUCCUUACAUGCAGUUGUGUUGAAUGGGCCUCCGCAUGUUUUAGAGAUGACGCCACCGGAUGAUCCACGGAUGAGGGAUUAUUAUAUAACCAUGGUGAAGUGGGCAACCAGUACCAAGUUUGCAGUCAACUGGCUAAAUCGAGCCCAGAAUUUUUCCAUUUUGACUCUCUGUGAUGCAACCACAGGCGUCUGCACAAAGAAACAUGAGGAUGAAAGCACAGCCUGGCUGCAUCGGCAGAAUGAAGAGCCCAUCUUCUCUAAAGAUGGCAAGAAGUUCUUUUUCGUCCGAGCCAUUCCCCAAGGCGGACGAGGCGAGUUCUACCAUAUUGCCAUGUCAUCAUCUCAGCCCAAUAGCAGCAAUGACAAUUUACAGUCUAUUACAUCGGGUGACUGGGAUGUGUCCAAAAUUUUGGGCUAUGAUGAGAAGCAGCAUAAAAUCUAUUUCCUCAGCACAGAAGAGUUGCCAAGGACUCGGCAUUUAUACAGUGCAAGCACCAAGGGGAACUUCAACCGACAAUGUCUCUCUUGUGAUUUGAUUAACAACUGCACUUACUUCCGUGCAGUAUUCAGCCACAACAUGGCAUAUUUCCUGUUGACCUGUGAAGGUCCACGAAUUCCAAUGGUAACUGUCCACAGAACAUCCGAUACAGAAAAACUGUUUGACCUUGAAGUAAAUGCCAGAGUGCAGAAGACAGUCGCAGAACGACAGAUGCCCAAGCGGGAAUAUCUUGAUAUCAAGAUUCAGGAUUACAAAUUGCCACUGCAAAUUUUAAAGCCAGCCGUUUUCAUGGAAAACACGCACUACCCUUUGCUCCUCAUUGUGGACGGGACUCCUGGCACCCAAAGCGUCACAGAAAAGUUUGAAGUGAACUGGGAAAGUGUCAUGGUCAGCUCCCACAGUGCCAUCGUGAUGAAGUUUGACGGGCGUGGAAGUGGAUUUCAAGGGACUAAACUCCUGCAUGACAUCAAAAGAAAAUUGGGCACCGCUCAGGAAAAGGAUCAGACAGAGGCUGUUCGGGCAAUGCUGGAAAAGGCAUUUAUUGAUAAGACUCGAGUUGCUGUGUUUGGGAAGGAUUAUGGUGGCUACUUGAGUUCCUACAUCCACUUUUCUGGAGAAGAAAAUAAAGAGCCAACCUUCUCGUGCGGGGCGGCCGUUUCCCCAUUGUCUGACUUCAGAUUGUAUGCUUCAGCUUUUUCAGAAAGAUACUUGGGAUUACAAGGGUUCGACAAUAAUAAGAUAUAUGAGAUUACUAAACUCUCUCAUCGAGUCACAUCAAUGAAAGACCAAAACUUUUUGAUCAUCCAUGCGACAGCUGAUGAGAAAAUUCACUUCCAGCACACUGCAGAGUUCAUUACUCAUCUAAUUAGGAUAAAAGCUAAUUACAGUUUGCAGAUUUACCCCGACGAAGGUCACUACUUCAACAACCCAACCCUGGAGCAGCACUUAUACAAGUCCAUUGUCAAUUUCUUCGUGGGAUGUUUCGAAAUCCCGGACAAAGCCCCAGUGGUUUCCACGAAAGAAGACGAGGAUGAAGAUUAACUUUUCUGGGCUUGUGCUGAGAAGCACAAGGCGACUUCUCUCAAAAAAAAAAAAAAAAGAUAUGCAAC
Thamnophis elegans (Western terrestrial garter snake) is the source of this 2465-nucleotide messenger RNA. It is a transcript of the gene DPP6, whose product is annotated as dipeptidyl peptidase like 6. The record is from RefSeq and is a predicted model, not a curated record. Gene Ontology annotation, biological process: proteolysis. The coding region runs from base 1 to 2397 and encodes 798 amino acids. The transcript is spliced from 26 exons. Gene Ontology annotation, molecular function: serine-type peptidase activity; dipeptidyl-peptidase activity. Lineage: Eukaryota; Metazoa; Chordata; Lepidosauria; Squamata; Natricidae.